CAUUCUUCGUGUUGUAGUGUCAUCAGUUAGAGGUGGUGCUUGUUAAUCUACACAAAAAUGUCUAAAAAGGUGAAUAAUCCGCAAGUAGAAGAGUCCGAAGAGGACAAAGAAUUACAGGAAGAGUUGAAAAUGUUAGUUGACAGGAUAACUGGUACCGAUCAAAAACUGAUCAAACCCGCCCUGAACAUGCUUCGUACGUUGAUUAAAACUUCGACAACUUCGAUGACAUCGGUUCCAAAACCGUUAAAAUAUCUGGGCCCGUAUUAUAACAUAAUAAAAGCGAACUUUAAAAACAUCGAAGAUGCGGAUACCAAAAAGCUGUACGCCGAUAUAAUUUCCGUGCUCGCAAUGAGUCCCACGGGGGGCGACGAUGCCAAGCAACAGCACGAUUGUCUCCGAUAUCGUCUUUUGGGCCACAUGAAGAACGUGGGCAGUUGGGGACACGAAUAUGUCCGUCAACUGGAAACGGAAAUCGUUGAACAGUGGUCCAUUUGUUCGGACAGCGGCCCCAAAUUGAUGCCUCUCGUUCAGGACAUCGUCAGUUUCGACUGUAACAAUCACGCCGAGAUCCAAGCUUGCGACGUUUUGAUGGAAAUCGACCGAUUGGAAAUAUUACCGAAAUACAUCGACAACGGCACGUACCAAAGGAUCUGUUUGUAUCUGAUGUCCUGUGCCAAGUACGUGGACGACGUCGAGGCGACCAAAAUAUUGAAAAUUGUCGCCGAUCAGUACAAACGAUUCGAGGAGUAUCCGAGAGCUCUGGUGGUCGCCCUUCAACUGCGCGACAAGGAAAUGGUCGACGGGUUGUUCGCCGACUGCAAGGACCCGAUUAUCCUGAAACAGAUGGCCUUCAUAGCUGCCAGACAGCUGCAUCCAGUCAAUUACAGGAAUUCGGUCGUCGACCAGGAAGAAAUCGGCAACAUUUUGAGCAACAACUAUCUGAAUUCUCACUUUGUCGCUCUGGCGAGAGAACUGGACAUUUUGGAACCGAAAACCCCCGAAGACGUUUACAAAACUUGGCUCGAACCCCAGCCCGUGCGUCCUUCGAUCCUCGGCGAGAACCUGGACAGUGCGCGUCAGAAUUUAGCCUCGAGUUUCGUGAACGGGUUCGUGAACGCGGGUUUCGGAAGCGACAAACUUCUAACGACCGACACCGGGAACAAGUGGAUCUACAGGAACAAAGACCACGCAAUGCUGAGCACGACCGCCGCUUUAGGCCUUAUCCAUUUGUGGGACGUCGACGGAGGCCUGACGCCUAUCGACAAAUAUUUAUAUUCCGCCGACGAAAAUAUCAAAGCUGGAGCCUUGUUGGCAAUCGGGAUGGUCAAUUGUCGUGUUAGUAACGAGUGCGAUCCCGCUCUGGCCCUUUUGGCCGACCAUGUCAACGACGAGAGUCAGAGUUUACGAAUCGGCGCCAUUUACGGACUCGGCAUGGCGUACGCGGGCAGCGCGAGGGAAGACGUUCUCAAUAUUCUCGUUCCGGUGGUCGAAAGUGCGAUCGGCACGGAAAUUCUGGCAAUAUCAUCUUUGGCAGCCGGUCUUGUGGCCGUUGGCACUUGCAAUGCCGCUGUAACGAACGCGGUUUUGUCGAAAUUGGUGGACAUCCGCGAAUCGGAAACGCUCAAGUCGCCAUUGAUGCGACUGACGGUCCUCGGGAUGGCCCUGUGCUACAUGGGCCGCAAAGAUUGCAUCGAAACGCCGAACGCGGCACUCGAAGUCUUUACCGAGCCGUUUAAAAGCACCUCGCAACUCCUUCUGCAAAUGUGUGCUUAUGCGGGGACCGGAGACGUCCUCGUCAUACAAGAACUAUUAAGGGUGGUAAGCGAAAGAAUCGCGUUACCUGACGACAAAGACGGACUGACGAAGUCGCCUUCCGGCUCCAGCGGUGCCAUACCCACCGUUGGCGUUACCGAUAUAACCCAACAGCAGCAACAGUUAUACAACCAUCCCCUUCAGCAACCCCCUAGAAAGAAAGCGAAGAUCAGAGAGUGGGACAUGAGCAUUCCGCAGGCCGUCGCCGCACUGGCCGUUGCGGCCGUGGCCGUUGGAGAGGAAACCGGCACGGAAAUGUGCCAGAGGGUUUUGGGUCACGUGGGUCGUUACGGAGACCACGGGGUGCACAAAGCGGUACCUCUGGCGAUAGCUCUCACGUCCGUUUCAAAUCCGCAGCUAACGGUUAACGACGUGCUUACAAAAUAUUCGCACGAUUCGGACGACGAAGUGGCCGCGAACGCGAUAUUCUCCUUGGGAAUCGUCGGCGCCGGUACCAACAAUGCAAGAUUAUCCGCGGGCUUAAGACAACUCGCGGUUUAUCAUUCGCGCAAUCCGACGCCCCUGUUUAUGGUCCGGUUCGCGCAGGGCCUGACCCAUAUGGGCAAAGGCACCUUAACGAUCAGCCCUCUUCAUCACGACAGGCAGCUGAUCGACCCGUGUGCCAUGGCAGGAUUAUUGAUUACCCUCACGGCCCUUUUGGAUUCGCGCGCUUUGAUUAACGGUAAAAAUCAUUUUCUUUUGUACGUCCUGGCGGUGAGUAUGCAGCCGCGGUGGUUGCUGACCCUCGACGAAGAAUUACAAUCGACUUCGGUUCCGGUCAGGGUGGGACAGGCGGUGGAUGUGGUUGGUAAAGCAGGCACCCCGAAAACCAUCUCUGGGAUUCAUACUCAUACCACCCCUGUGCUUUUAGCGGCCGGCGAAAGGGCCGAAAUAGCCACCGAUCUCUACGAACAAAUGAGCCCUACGUUAGACGGGGUUUGCAUUUUGAGAAAAAAGAAGCUCGAAUGAAAGAGUUAUCUAUCGCUUUUCCGUUUGUAAUUGCGCGAAAUUCUAUAAUCAGUAUUAAUUAAUAAGCGAUAAUGUUUGUGUUUGUGUUUGUUAUAAAUAAAGUUUCUUCAUUCAGCA
Agrilus planipennis (emerald ash borer) is the source of this 2898-nucleotide messenger RNA. Its product is annotated as 26S proteasome non-ATPase regulatory subunit 2-like. Gene Ontology annotation, molecular function: enzyme regulator activity. The record is from RefSeq and is a predicted model, not a curated record. Lineage: Eukaryota; Metazoa; Arthropoda; Insecta; Coleoptera; Buprestidae. Bases 58 to 2781 code for a protein of 907 amino acids. Gene Ontology annotation, biological process: regulation of protein catabolic process; proteasome-mediated ubiquitin-dependent protein catabolic process. Gene Ontology annotation, cellular component: proteasome storage granule; proteasome regulatory particle, base subcomplex; proteasome complex. The transcript has 2 exons.